Hevea brasiliensis (rubber tree) is the source of this 3060-nucleotide messenger RNA. RefSeq names its product protein NPGR2. The transcript is spliced from 5 exons. Gene Ontology annotation, molecular function: protein binding. The coding region runs from base 595 to 2790 and encodes 731 amino acids. NCBI's taxonomy places the organism in Eukaryota, Viridiplantae, Streptophyta, Magnoliopsida, Malpighiales, Euphorbiaceae. The record is from RefSeq and is a predicted model, not a curated record.
UAAUGGACCUGUUUCGCUUUCAACUAUAGUCGCCAAUCAUGAUCUUUUGUUCAUUUGUGGCUUAUAUUGUGCUCAAACUGUAUGGGUUUAGCUGGAUUUUUUCUGGUUUUUGAAGUUACCCUUUUCUUUUACCUUUCUAGCUCUCUUUCCUUGGGCGAGUAGGGUGUUUAUGGUCUGAUUGGUUGAUCAUGGUGCAUUUAUGAAAUUAAUUGAAAGAUAUCGGUUUGAUUUUCGUUUCAAGAAAAAAUUUGGAUGAUUGAGUUCUCAGUUUGUGAUUUUGAAGAGUUGCAGUGUGUUACAUUCUAGCAAUUUUUUUUUUAAAAAAAAAAAAAGGAAUACAUUUUCGGUUUAUUUUCUCAAACUUCAUUCUUGGUUGAUUAGGAAGUCAAUUUCGUUUCUUUGGUAGGAAAAAGUAUUAAACUUUACUCUUACAAAUACUUAGGCGCUUACGUUUUAUUCCUCAUCCAAGAACGGUGGAAGUAAUAUUUGCAUGAACGUUAUGUUGUUUAUGUUUCUGAAAUCUGAAUCACUUCUAAUUUUGCAUAUCUUGCCAUCGAUGUUAUAUUAGAAGAAAAUCAAGUGUAAUGAAACGCUAUGAGACUUAAAAAUUGGAUGAAAAAGUGGGGAGUUGGCAUUAGUGGGAGAUUGUCGAAGAUGAUGAAGUGUAUUCGUUCAGGGGAGCAGUUAAGAGUAGAUGACAUGAUUGCUUCAUCGGAGUCCUUGGCAACUAGGGACCAUUCAGCGAGCGGUUAUUCCUCUCGAGCUGGUGAGAUAGAUACAAAGAUUGAUAAUAGCAACAUUGAGGAAGCAGAGUCAUCUCUUCGGGAGAGUGGUUAUCUCAACUAUGAGGAGGCAAGAGCAUUGUUGGGAAGGCUUGAGUAUCAGAAAGGAAAUAUAGAAGCAGCACUUCAUGUGUUUGAAGGAAUCGACAUUGCUGCUGUGACUUCCAAGAUGAAAGUCUCCCUUUCUAGAAGGUGCGAACAAAACCGACGCCGUUCUCAAAGUGAUGCUGCCCCGACCAUGUCUAUGCAUGCUAUUAGUUUACUCCUUGAAGCUAUUUUUCUCAAAGCAAAAUCACUGCAGGGUCUUGGAAGGUUUGGAGAAGCUGCUCUAUCAUGUAAAGUGAUUUUGGAUACUGUUGAAUCUGCAUUGCCAGAAGGCCUGCCUGCAAAUUUUUCUAGUGAUUGUAAACUACAAGAAAUUCUGAACAAAGCUGUUGAAUUGCUUCCAGAGCUGUGGAUACUUGCUGGAGCUUUGCAGGAAGCUAUCUUAUCAUACCGUCGGGCACUUCUCUAUCAUUGGAAUCUUGAGACAGAGACCAAAGCAAAGAUAGAAAAGGAAUUUGCUACUUUUCUUUUGUAUAGUGGUACUGAGGCAAGCCCUCCAAAUCUCCGUUCGCAGAUGGAAGGAUCAUUUGUGCCAAGAAACAAUAUAGAAGAGGCUGUUCUUCUCUUGUUGAUUCUGUUAAGAAAAUUUGCUUACAGAAGGAUUGGAUGGGACCCAACAAUCAUUGAUCACCUUUCGUUUGCCCUGUCUGUUUCUGGGGAACUAAGGGCACUAGCCCAUCAGAUAGAAGAGUUGCUUCCAGGAGCACUGGAAAGAAGAGAAAGAUAUUGCACUUUAGCACUCUGUUACCAUGGAGAGGGUGAGGAGAUGGUGGCUUUGAAUCUUUUGAGGAAUUUACUUAAUAACAGAGAGAAUCCAGAUUGCAUACUGGAAUUACUACUGGCUUCAAAGAUUUGUGCAGAGAAUAUGAUUAGUGUUGAAGAAGGGAUGACAUACACUUCCAAAGCACUUUCUGAAUUGCAUGGUAUAUGUGGCCAGAUGGCAAGUGUUGCAAACUGCUUACUGGGUCUUUUAUUGUCAAUUCAGUCCAGAUCAGCUCCUUCUGAUUCUGAGCGGACUUCUAAGCAGUCUGAAGCACUUGAGGCACUCGAAACUGCUGGGAGAAUAAUGAGAGAAAGAGAUCCGCAUAUCAUUUUUCAGCUUAGUCUAGAAAAUGCUGAGCAGAGGAAGUUGGAUGUUGCACUUUAUUAUGCAAAACAGCUUUUGAAUCUGGAGGCUGAAUCUAGCGUUAGAAGUUAUAUCCUUUUGGCUCGAAUAUUGUCAGGUCAAAAAAGGUUUGUUGAUGCAGAGACGGUAAUCAAUGCUGCUCUAGAUCAGACUGGGAAGUGGGACCAAGUAGAACUGUUACGAACCAAAGCUAAACUCCAGAUUGCACAGGGCCAGUUAAAGAAUGCCAUACAGACCUAUACUCAUCUUCUUGGUGUUGUCCAAGUUCAAACUAAAACCUUUCAUGGUGGAAAGAAGCUUCUAAAGAGUAGGGGAAACCAUGACAGAAGAUUGGAAAUGGAAACAUGGCAUGAUCUAGCUAAUGUGUAUACAAGUUUGUCUCAAUGGCGGGAUGCUGAGGUCUGUCUUACAAAAUCCAUGGCUAUUAGUCCUUACUCUGCUUCAAGAUGGCACACCACAGGUUUACUCUAUGAAGCAAAGGGUUUGCACCAAGAUGCUCUAAAAUCAUUCAGGGCAGCAUUAGAUGUUGACCCCAGUCAUGUCCCAAGCUUGAUAUCUACUGCAAGUGUCCUCAGACUGCUAGGUAGCCAAUCGAUGCCCAUUAUCAGAAGCUUUCUUACCGACGCUCUUCAACUUGACAAAAUGAACCAUUCUGCAUGGUACAAUCUUGGGCUUCUUUACAAGGAUGAUGUCAGAGCAUCAGCACUUGAAGCAGCCGAAUGCUUCGAGGCUGCAGCUGUUCUAGAAGAAUCUGCACCAGUUGAACCCUUCAGAUGACAUCAGAUGUACAUUUUGUCCCUGUAAGUUCACAUCUAGUUGUAGAUUGUUAAUUUGAAAAGGUUAUUCCAUACGACUUAGGCAUCUUCUUGUUGAAAGUUUUGCUGGACAAUACUGGCAAAGUGGGAAAAAGAAUAGAUGGGAAAAAAAAGAGAGGUAGUGUUUUGAAAUGGUUUUGCUUUCACUGAAAAUCUAAUCCCAUUUGUUGUAAUUUCUAACUUAAUUAAGCUUAUAUUAGUAAAAGGAUCCAAUCUAUAUAUAUAUGGAUUA